CACCGUGCUCGCUCAGUCUCGACCAUGUUCAAUGCUCAUUCCUCUGAUCAUGCGCGCCCGCGACAAUCAGAAAACACGCGUAUGAGAAUGAAAUGUCAAGUCAUCAAUACCCUUGGACUUUACAAGCUGGCACAGGCGCUCGAACGAAUGGGCAGCUCCUUGACGCUGAUAUUCAGCCCGAAUUCUUUGCAGAUCGUCAAGUGGGAAGCACAAGCUGGUGGAAUGCAGGUUUGGGUGACCAUACCUCAGGGAACCUUGUUUUCAAGCUUUCGCAUCUCCAGCGCUUUACAAGGCUCCGAAAUACCACUUGAUUUAAGGCUGGAGGACUUAGCGCAGGCCAUGAGAGCAGCUCAAGAAUUUCACAACGUCAGUUUACAGCUGAUCAAAAAGCCAAGCGCCAGUGGGGAUUCUCGACACCAAGCGUACCUGGAGUUUGUCAUGGGGAACGAUAACCAGCAAGCACGCGAUAUAGCGUUGACUUUUGAAAUCCCCGUCAGAAGAAUACCAACCAAUGCGCGAGCCACCAUUCGCGAACCCCUCGAUAACCGUGUGCCAGAGGCUGCUAUCCUUCUUCCAAAUCUCUUAUCCCUUCGAGGCGAUAUUAACCUCCUCAAAUCACAAACGCGCUAUAUAACAUUGUCGGCCAACAUGGCUGGUGAAUUCCGGUGGCGGGUAGACACAGAGCUUGUGACUAUGGAGAAACAGUACAAUCAAUUAGAGAAUCCAAGUAUCGCGGAUGGCCCUGGUAUUCUGCAGGCGUAUCCGGAUCGAUCCCGCGACAUGUUUGCAUCCGCUCGAAUACCAAUAGAAGAUCUAGUCAACUUUUUGAAUUGCUACCACCUAAGCCCUGGAAAUGUGGUUUGCGCUAUCCAUGACGAACGCCAUAUCACAUUGCAUGUUGCUAUUCACUUUGAAUCGUUUCUGGAUCAUGCCAGCAAUUAUCGUACUGAACCCACCAUGAUGACAUACUAUAUACCUGCACAUAUCGACUAGUCCUCUACUCAUAACGGCAGUGAAGACACAUGUGC
This is a messenger RNA of Umbelopsis ramanniana AG, 1028 nucleotides long. RefSeq lists its product as uncharacterized. The record is from RefSeq and is a predicted model, not a curated record. Bases 25 to 993 code for a protein of 322 amino acids. The transcript has 7 exons. Gene Ontology annotation, biological process: mitotic DNA replication checkpoint signaling; double-strand break repair via homologous recombination; meiotic DNA integrity checkpoint signaling. Lineage: Eukaryota; Fungi; Mucoromycota; Umbelopsidomycetes; Umbelopsidales; Umbelopsidaceae. Gene Ontology annotation, cellular component: checkpoint clamp complex; site of double-strand break; nucleolus.